CGCGCCAAUUUUCAUUCUAGAGGGAAAAGCGGGACCCGGCGCGGCAGACGUCCUGGUAUAACUGUUCUCUCUCUUUUCCCUGUGCAACUUUCCGUCGUUGUCUCAUCAUGGCAUCUAAGCGUGCAGCUCUGGAUACUGAACCGGGCGCAGUGGACAAAGCACCCACCAAGCCGAAGCCCAAGAGGAAGAAGCCCAGCCCUCCCAAGACCCCAAAGUGCGGCUGUAGAGGGGACUGUAGAACAAGAAAAUGUGCCUGUGGAAAGAAGGGGGAGGCCUGUGGGGACUCCUGCAAGUGUACCGACUGCGUAAACCCCUUCAACAUCCUUGCAGAGUAUAACAUCGACUUGUCGGAUGCUGCCCUGGACAAGUGUCUCAUGGACAACAUCUACAAGGUUGAAGAUCUGCGAGGCCGUCUGGAGCAGAGUUAUGAACUGGAGUGCUGUGAUGAGUCUGUACAGCUGAAGGAUAUGUUGCCUGGGGUGGCCCACUGUCCUGGGGAGGAGUGUGGCUAUGAGUGGCACUACUCCUGGUGUUGGGACAGCUUUGAAGAUGAGGAGAACGAUCCCAAGUACCACUGUGAGAAGUGUCGCCGUUGUGCCGACUGCAGGUGGGAACAUUGUGAGAGAUGCAACAAGUGCUACUUUGCUACCCACAACUUUAACCCGUGCCCUACAUGUGGCAAGUAUGAUGAUGAUGAUGAGGAGGACAGUGACUAUGAGGAAAGGGAAAGGUGUGCCAUGAUGUGAAUCUCUCAGAUUCCUGCACCUCACUGGCUCCCCAUGCCACAUGAACCAGUGCAUGUAAUAGGAUGAUGCUUUUUAAGCCAGACAUAACACUUUCAUAUUUGACAGAAUGUUUCAGUGGCAAACUUUUUUUUUUUGCAUUUUUUAAAAGUUGUUUAAUCCAACAUUAUCUUACUACAGUGUAUGAUAUGUAACAAGUAAGUUUAUAAAGCAUCAGUUGUUAUGUAGAAGGUAUAGUUUUAAAAGUUGUUUGACUCAACUAUUAAAAUGAUAAGUUUCAAAUAUGUUCUUUCUCUCUGGACAUUUCUUGUUCUCAAAGUCAUUGUUUGAAUAAGUGAUAUUAUCAAUAGUAUGUUCUGAAAAAGUCACCUGACUUGACUAAAGCAUUACAUUGUCAUUGAGACAUUGUUAAAAUUCUAAAAAGGAUUUGCAAUAUGUUUUCUCGCUGGGUAACAAUGAUUUAUCACACUGGUUCCUGGACAAGUGAGAAUGAGGCAAAAUAAAGACAGACUGUAAAAUAU
Molecule: messenger RNA, 1264 nt
Organism: Branchiostoma floridae (Florida lancelet)
Lineage: Eukaryota; Metazoa; Chordata; Leptocardii; Amphioxiformes; Branchiostomatidae
Exons: 6
Coding region: 108-746 (212 amino acids)
Source: RefSeq, a predicted model, not a curated record